This is a messenger RNA of Aspergillus fijiensis CBS 313.89, 935 nucleotides long. RefSeq lists its product as uncharacterized. The transcript has 2 exons. The record is from RefSeq and is a predicted model, not a curated record. Lineage: Eukaryota; Fungi; Ascomycota; Eurotiomycetes; Eurotiales; Aspergillaceae. Bases 144 to 851 code for a protein of 235 amino acids.
CAGCCCUCCGCUUGUUAUCUUAUCGCAAUCAAUCAAUCAAUCAAUCAAUCCAGCUCUCUCCCCCUAAAUCUCACCUGAAUGAAUGACUACGUCCCAACUCUUGACCACCCAAUUCAACACCAACCUCCCAGACUCCAUCCAAAAUGGAACCCCCACUCCCAGCAGCCGAUACCCCGGCCGACCAACCCCCGGUCCUCAACUACAUCCUCUCCUUCCUCCUCGUCGGCGUCGCCUGGGGCUUCACCACCCCCUUCAUCCGCCGCGCCGCCGCCGACUUCAACGCGCGCCAGGAGGCGCGAACCGGGCUGUCGCACGGCGAGCACGACCCUGCUACUGCUAAUUCUAUCUCCUCAAACACCUACGGCAGUGAUGCACCCGAAAGCGACGACGAAACCGUGCCCCUGAACCCAAUCGAACACAACCGUCCUUCACCCGACAGCAGCAACAAUAGCCACGACAACGACAGCGCCAGCGAAACAGACCUCCCCCCACCCCCACCAUCCCAACAACCCGUCUGGAUGCGUCAGCAGUCUUCAGUGCAUCAUCCGCAACCACAAAAAUCCUGGCUACGGACGAAAAUCGUCUCCGUGUUCUGGACGGUGGUCAACCUCCUCCGGACACCGGCGUACUCGGUGCCGUUGGUGGUGAACCUGACGGGGAGUAUCUGGUUCUUUCUGUUGGUGGGGAAGCAUGAACUCUCCCUCACGGUGCCGUUGGCCAAUUCGAGCGCGUUCCUGUUUACGGUGUUGGGCGAGUGGUACGUGGAGCGGAAGGUGAUCGCUCGGGAGACGUGGGUGGGGAUGGCGUUGGUGUUGGCGGGGAUUGCGAUUUGUGUGGUGUCGAAAUCGUAGGGUUGGCUUUGAGACUGUACUGGGUUUAGCUAUCAAUCUGGAAUCGACAUGCAAAAACAAUAUGUAAUGUAAGGUUGUGUUGCU